UUUGCAAGCAGAUUUCAACAAAGUUCAUUUAUUACAGAGGCAUCAACUAGUUAACGUCUAAAAUUUGCAUCGGCGGUUAAUAUUACUGUGAUACGGUCUUCAAGAUGCAGCUUUUGUUAGGUGUAGUUUUAUCGAUUUUCAUAAAGUUUUCCACAAGUGUCGAUGUUCCCCCCUAUGUAAAGCAGUGCUACGAAGGCGACCCAGAGGUAAUAAAAUGUUUCAUCAGCGCUUUGCAUCACCUGAAACCAUAUUUAGCGAAAGGAAUACCAGAUAUAGCAUUACCGUCAGUGGAACCAUUCAUCAUGGAGGAAUUAUCCUUAUCGCUUACCACGGGACCCAACGGAUACAAAGUCUCAUUGAAAGACAUUGAUAUAUUUGGAGCAAGUAACUUUACAAUGUCCAAAUUAAAAUUAAGUGAAAAUGGAAAACCAUUUGAAGCAAUAAUCAACAUCCCUUUUCUACAAAUUCAUUCGAGAUAUCAAAGCAGUGGAGUUCUAAUUAUUUUACCAGCUAGUGGGAACGGAACAUUUCACGGAAAAUUAGAGGAAAUUAAAGCAACCAUCAAUGGAAAAGCUAGCAUAAACGAGAAAGAUAAUUUAAAAUAUUUACAUGUAGAUACCCUGGAUGUAAACAUUCUUGUUAAAAAUGUGCACUUGUCUGUGAGCAAUAUUUAUAGAAAUAAUUUAAUAUUAACUCAAGCUAUAAAUCUAUUUCUUCGAGAAAAUGGAAUGGAAGUUUUUAAAGUGAUGCUGCCUCAACUUAAGAAAAAACUUUCUGGACUCUUCAUGGGCAUAUCCAAUCAGUUACUAACUAACGUCCCUUUAGAUACAUUCUAUGUACCUCUAGCUCAACAAACAACCUAAUUCCAUAAAAAAUAGUGGCCCUUUGUAAAUUAUUGCCAUACAUAUAAGUUUUCUAUAAAAAAAGUAGACACCAAAAUUGUUAUAUUACGCACCCAAUUGUUUUAGAACUAAUUAAAAAUAA
Molecule: messenger RNA, 984 nt
Organism: Anoplophora glabripennis (Asian longhorned beetle)
Lineage: Eukaryota; Metazoa; Arthropoda; Insecta; Coleoptera; Cerambycidae
Gene: Jhbp1
Exons: 5
Coding region: 105-863 (252 amino acids)
Source: RefSeq, a predicted model, not a curated record